AUGGUGCCUCCAGUCAAGCGCAAGAGGAACGACCGUCCUUACCAGCAAGACCCCAAUGACAAUAGCAGGCCCUCGCCCCACCGGCCACAUAACCUGAACCUCGCGCAGCAAACCCAGUACAACAAUGGUGCGGGCAGAGGUAGAGGUGGCCGUCGCGACAGCAGAGGAGGCGGUCGCAGUGGACAGAUGGCAAGUCCUGCCAGCGCGCACUCGCCAUCAGCAUCCCGGGCUAGCCCGAACAUACCCAAGCCCGCAGACCCACCCUCACCCUCGCCGUCGCCCGCUGCGACAAGACCUCCUUCAGCCCAGAAUGCGCCUGCUCCCGCGCCCGCACAGUCGGAGCGCCCUCACGCUCAACACGCGCCGGCACCGCCCGCGCCGAAGCCCUCGAGACCGUUCCACUACCAAUAUGUCACUGACGAAAACAAGGCGGCAUGGCGGACGACGGGCAGGAAAGCGGUCGUCGAAUUUGCGACCAAGGCACAAGAGGCAGGAGACAUUAUGGCUUUGAGCAUUGUUUUCCAAGAGUUGCUAAGAGCUGGGCUGGAUAGUAGGAUAGAGGUCUCGGAUGCCGGCCAGGUUGUGAAGGAAGUCCUGGCUGCGGCCGGAGAUGGGGCUUCAGAAUCUGCGUCUCUGUUCCUCGACAAUGUCUCUAUCCUCAGCGAGGCUGAUGGAGCAAAUCCUGCUCUACGCACCGUCAUGAUCGCCGCCGAGAUUCCAGCCGCGCAAAUAAGGGAAGAGUUGGAAGUUCCGCUGUUGACGAACUUGGGCUUUGUCCGCAGCACCUUCUUCAAGAUGGGCACUCGUCAUGCGACAAAUCAGCUUUACCGCCAGUCCAACUACAACCUGCUCCGCGAAGAGACCGAAGGCUACUCAAAACUAAUGACCGAAUACUUCACAACGACAAACAGCGGACCGCCCACCGGAGAAUUAGCGGAAGAUACUUUUCAGAGGGUCAAGGCGCUCAUUGGUGCCUUUGACCUUGAUGUCGGCCGUGUUCUGGAUGUUACCCUGGAUGUCUUUGCCAAUCUGCUCGUCAAGCAUUACCGUUUUUUCAUCAAGUUCUUGCGUGUCAGCUCAUGGUGGCCGGAGGAAAAGGGAUUUGAAGGUUUGGAAUGGGAAAGCCUUGGUCUCGACUCGCUGCCACCAUGGGCUCUACCGGAUUCCCCCGCGUGGAUGUCGUCUGAAGAAGAUAAGGAGAGGCUUACAGUCGCACGCGAAGCCAGAGACCGGAAAUUCUGGGACCGGGUGCGGGAGGUCGGCUAUGAAGCUUUCUUCGAACUGGGAGGCCGCCGCAUCAUCAAGGGCGACGUGAAACUCCCAGACGCCGAAAGCCAGGAGGCUAUCACCGAUGCUGCCAAGGCCAAGAAGGCCGCUGAGAGGACAGAACAAGAAUUUAACCGGGAAUGGAUGGCUACAACCAAGACGUUGCCCCCUCCCGGCAACCGCGUGGCUGCGCAGCUUCUAGGCUUCAAACUUCGUUUCUAUGCUUCCUCCGCACGAGACGUUAACGACACUCUUCCCGAAAACCUCAUCGCACUUGCCGCCCUACUUAUCAAGAUUGGAUUUAUCUCUUUGCGUGAUUUAUAUCCGCACCUCUAUCCGCUGGACGAAAACAUGGGAGAGGUGAAAGAAAAAUUGGAAAAAGAAAGAAUUGAACGGGAAAAGAAGAACCGACCAGGUGGAGGUGCACUCAAUGCGCUGGCAGCCGCUGGCGCUCUGGCCGAUGAUACCGUUCCGAUGUCAGCGCCGUCGCGGCUCCGAGAGGCUGAGGCUAGCCGAUCAUCUUCUGCGAAGCCCGAGGAGAAGGGCACCACCCCUAAGGCGGAAGAAGGAGAGAAGGAGAAGCUUCCGGAGCCCGCAGACCAAAAGAUUGCACUCCUAAAGAGCCUUCUCACCAUCGGCGCAAUUCCCGAAUCCUUGUACAUUUUGGGCAAAUUUCCUUGGCUGAUGGAUCUACAACCGGAUUUGCCCACAUACCUCCAUCGGAUUCUCAAGCAGUGCCUGAGUAAGGUCUACGAUCGCUUGCAACCUCUGGCAGACCGUGAAUCCAUCAGGGUCGCGAAAAAGAUUGUUUCCGACCAACCCGGUGCAGUCAAGAGGGAGGUUAACCUCGUGGAAGCGCCUCCUAGGAGACUUCUUCGCUGGGCUCAACUGGACAAGUCCGACGCAGGUGAAAACAACACAGACUACAAAUUCUACUGGGAAGACUGGGACGACAAUGUACCCGUGUGCCAGACCGUCGAUGAUGUUUUCUUGAUGUGCAGCACUCUUCUCAAUCACUCGGGCGUCAAAAUUGGACAGGAUCCAACCUUGCUCAUAAAAUUGGCACGGAUAGGCAAGUGGAGUUGGACGGAUGACGAAUCGGAAGAGAACCAUGCUCGUUGGAUCGAUCUUUGCAAGAGGCUCCUGGUGCCGGCGCUCAGUUUGACCAAGGCCAACCCCGGCGUCGUUAACGAGGUUUACGAUCUUCUCAAACUAUUCCCAACUGCUACUCGGUAUAUCAUCUACGCCGAGUGGUACACUGGACAAAUUUCGCGCCUCCCCGACAUAAAAUCCGCUUUCGACCAAGCCCGAGCAGAGACGAAGGAUGUCUUGAAGCGUAUCAGUAAGACGAACACCAAGCAGAUGGCCCGAGCUCUCGCCAAAGUCGCCUUCUCAUCUCCGGGUAUCGUCUUCAGCGUCGCUCUCAAUCAGAUUGAGUCCUACGAAAACCUAGUGGAGGUUGUCGUGGAGUGUGCCCGCUACUUCACCUACCUCGGCUACGACGUCUUGACCUGGACUUUGAUGAGUUCACUUGGCGGCCGUGGCCGUGGCAUGACCCAAGCUGACGGCAUGCUCACUAGCCCUUGGUUACGGGCUCUGUCACUCUUUGCUGGUCGCGUCUUUAAGCGGUACACGUUCUUGAACGCCACGCCAAUUCUGCAAUAUGUUGCACACCAGCUUCGCACCGGCAACUCAACCGCCUUGGAAGUCCUUGAGCAGAUUGUCACGUCCAUGGCAGGCAUCAGGUCUGACAUGAAUUUCAACGAAUGGCAGACCCUGGCCAUGGCUGGUGGUGAGCAUCUUCGGACAAGGAUGUUGGAGCAGAUUCAAGACAAGCGUCAUGAGUCAAAAACUUCGUCGAAGCGCCUUAUGAAAGCUUUGUCCGAGGGUAAUCUCACGGCACAACUGCUCAUUGCAAUUGCCCAAGAGAGGCGGCUGUAUCCCCACUCUGAAGACGCUCAGAACGCACCACUCAAGGUCCUCGGUACCAAUCUUGAUAAGCUCCACGAAGUGUUCUUCCAGUACCUUGACGUUUUGAGGACGAACCUCUCCGUCAAGGAUUUCGAUGCUGCUGUCCCGGAUGUUGCGUCUCUUAUGUCAGAAUUCGGACUUGAACCUCAAAUCGCGUUCGCCGUUGUACGACCGAGCAUCUCACACGCCGUUGCUGAGGUUGACGCAGCCGUGAAAGAGGCUGCUGCAAAAGAAGCAGCUGCCAAGACCGCGGAACAGGACAAGCCGAAGGAAGAUAAACCGACAGCAAGUGACGACGUCGAAAUGGCCGAUGCUAGUGCAAACGGCGCUUCUGAGGCCAAUGGGCCUGUGGUCGAGUCCACUGAGGCCGAGUCAUCUGAAAACAAGGAUACUCCUGGCAGGGAAGAAGAUGAUACCACUAAGGAGCCUGGCGCAGGGGCCGAUGCUACACCUGGAGGAGAUUCAACGCCAUCUCCAGCAUCCACUGCUCCCUGGGAUUGGCAUCCUGUCAUCAAGGAACUUAUGGAGAAGAUCAGGCCAACUUUGCCUUCUGACUUUGAGGCUAACAUGAGUCUACCCUUCUACACCACCUUCUGGCAACUUGCGCUACAAGACCUACACGUACCUUCACAAUGUUACAUCGAAGAAUCCAAGAGGUUAACAGACAAGGGUAAGGCCAUGAUGCAUGAUCGGUCUGACGUCAGCGCGCAAGGUAAGGCCAAGAAAGAUGCGAAGCAGAAGGAACUAAACGACUUGUCAGAGGCUCUCACGAAGGAGUACCAGCAUCAAAUUGCAGCAAACACGGUCGUUCGUAAUCGCUUAAGGGAUGAAAAGAACCACUGGUUUGCCCAGCACCCUCUAGCCGGCACGGCAGCCCUCCACGACACUCUUGUCCAGGAAUGCUUCUUGCCGCGCAUUCUCACGUCACCACUUGAUGCUCAUUACGCUUACAAGAUGCUGCUCUGGCUACAUUCACAAGGCACGCCUGGCUUCCGUACCAUGUAUCUCAUCGACCGCAUCAUGAAGGAGAAGCAGCUUACUUCUCUUAUCUUCAUGUGCACUGCUCGGGAAGCGGAGAACCUCGGCCGCUUCCUCAAUGAGCUCCUCAAGGAGUUGCGCCGUUGGCACGCCGAAUCCUCGGUCUAUGAGAAGCUGGCCUACGGCACGAAGAAGGACCUCCCUGGUUUCGCGAGAAAGUUCAAACCCGACAGUGACUACACGCCUGAAACGUUUUUGACUUACGAGGACUUCCGCCGUCUCCUCUACAAGUGGCAUGCACAACUCAAUGGAGCUCUCAAGGCUUGCUUCACAGGUGGGGAAUAUAUGCACAUUCGCAAUGCCAUUAACAUCCUCAAGUUCGUGCAUCAAAACUUCCCGGUCGUCAACUGGAUGGGCAAAGCACAGCUUGAGUGUGUGCAAAAUCUGUCAAAGACUGAAACGAGAGAGGAUCUCAAGCUUGCCGGCACUUCUCUCAUUGGUGAUCUCAAGAAGAGGGAAAGCCAAUGGUUAUUGCCGCAAGCCUUCCGGCUGGCCGAUCCGAACGCGACCCAACCAAAACCUGGCAGUAGAGCGGCGACCGAGGGACCAAACGGUACUCCGACGCCAGUCUCUAGUCAAGCAAAACAGCUCAACGCCUCAGCACCCGAAUUCCAACCUUCCGGGACUGCUACGGUCAAUAUCUCGACAACCGGAGGCAUGGAUGCAGAAGAUGGUGAGAUUGACGACUCGGAUACCCACAGGAACAGAUUGACGGUUUCUGUAGCGGCGGGAGAAGAAGACCAAACGAGAUCUGGAGAUGCUACAAAAUCCUCCAGCGCAUCCGAAACAAAGGCUUCGACGCCUAUUCCAGGCGCUCCUACCUCCCUACCAAGCAGAGGCGGACCAGACUCAAAACCUCCAACACCCGCCCCUCAGAACACCUUCCACCGUCCGGAACCCAAUCGCAACCAGUCGAUGGGCAGCCGUGCUCCGCAUGCUUUGCCCAACAGGCCCGAGCCUCUUGGCAGGGGCCGCAUGUCUGAUCGCACUAUGGACCGCCCUCCCCGGCACGACAAUCGCGGACCUCCGGAAUAUGGCAGACUUGAUCGUCCUGGUGAUAUUCCUCGUGACGACUUCAACGACAGACGCGAUCAACCUCCUAAUCGCCGUGACCGCGGUAGGAGCCCAGCUGGCGCGGAGAGACCAUCCCGGGACAUUGACCGUCGCGAAACUCAAUGGCAAGGUGGAAGGGAAGCUUGGGAACAUCCUGAUGAGAGAGGCAGACCACUGCCGCGCGAUACUAGACAGGGUGGUCGGCCGCCGCAGUGGGAGGGCCCCCGCGGCCAGCCUACAUUCGAUCCAUUGGUUGAUAGGGGACGUGGCCGGCCUUUUGACUCGCCAAACCAAAUUCCAACUGGAGAAGGUCGCUAUCAGAACUCCAUGCCACCACCCACUACCGGACCAUACCAACAUGCCGAGCGGAGCAGCAGGCCUCCUUUGGCGGUCAAUCCAGAGCGUGCGGCUUUGAUCGAGGGCGACAUGCGCCGUCCGAACUCAGAAAACUUUAGGACCGAGAGGGAUAACCGCCGGGACAGAGGUUCAAGGCCUCACUCGCCAAGGCGUGAAGAGCGUCCGUCAGAUUUUCCGCCUCGGGGCGACUACCGCGAUGAGCGUGGCCCUCCCGAACGCCCACCGCUCAACUAUCCUCCGAGUGGCUCGGGACGUGAUCGCCGCGAUGACCCCAACUCUAUUCCACCGACUGGGCCACGCAGCGACCGCCCUGGUAGAAAUGACUAUGCAAGCGGACCGAGUGGAGGCCGCGGUCGCGAACUCUUUGAGCCUGGCCCGCUUCGGGCCCCACCAACAGACCCUAACCAUGGCCGACUCAACCAGGACUUCCUUCCGUCACGUCCGCAAGACCCGGGAUAUGGUCGCCUGAACGGCCCGGGCGAUGUUCCCUCCGGCCCUCGUGGUAGAGGCGCAUCAAGACAAGGCGGUCGUGGCUUCCUGUCUGGUCCCGGCGACUCUGGCCAGAGAGGCUCUGUUCCUCAAUCUCCUCUGAGCGAUCGUGGUGCGCCAACCGGACCUAACGCUGAGCGGAGAGAGUACCGCGAACCUCAGUCCUUUGACUACGGCCCCCAGAGCUCAGCAAAUGACCAGGGUCCUGACACUUCCACUGUUCACCCUAGCCGCUUAAGCCAUAUCUCUGGCUCGCGCGAUAUGCCUGCUCCAUCUACAGCUGCGUCAUCGUUCCCUCCGCCUUCGGGCCCACGUGGCUCUCGCCAAUCAGGCGGGGGCGCGACAGCGCCUUCUCCCGGUCGCAACCCUCCGACUGGGCCAGCCUCCUCAGACCGUAGACAAGAACCUGACAAGCGCUUUGCUGGCAUCCAAAACAUGUUGCAGCAGGGUGGCAGCCCGUCACCUUACGAGCGCAGUGGCGAGCGCGGCGCAUCGAUCCGUGGCAGGGCAGCUAGAGGCGGCCCGAGCAGCACGGCAAGCCCGGCCGCCAGCGCACCCGGCACUCCAAUCCCGAGCCACUUCGACGCAUCUUCGCGCGGUGGUGACCGGCCAGACCUGAUGGCUGACGAACAGCGCGGCAGCCGCAGGGAGCGACGUGGCGACGGAGAGAGGCGGCGUCAUCGCUCUAGCAGCCGUGACCGCGACAACAGAGAAGGCGGUAGCGGCCGUGAGCGUCCACCAAGGACAGACGAAGGGCGCGAGCCUCGCGAACCGCGUGAAGCCCGCGAGCCCCGUGAACCACGGGAGUCACGCGACAAGCGCUCCGGGCCGGGUGAUCGCGAGGGACGCGAGCCGCGGGAGUCGGGGCGGCGCAGCAAUCGCGAUGACCGCGAGCGUGAGCCCCAUGGCCAUGGUAGCAACAGCGGCGGGCAUCACCGCGAAGGCGGCCGGCGCGGCGGUAAUGGACCCCGUGAUCCGAUGGCCGGUGGUGAUGACUUUUCGAUGCCGAUGCCGCCGCCGCAUGGGCAGAACCAGCCGGGCGGCGGUGGAGGAUCGUCUUCGCGGCGUGGUGGUAACAGCAACAUGAUGGACGAGUAUGGUGGCGGUGGCGGUGGAGCCCAGGGGCAAAUGAACGGCGAGCAGCAUGGCGGUGGAGGAAUGAUGAUGCGGGGGAGCGGAGGGCGCGACAGGCGCGAGGGUGGCGGCGGCAGUGGCAGAGAGCCGCGCGAGCCGAGGGAGCAACGCGAGAGUAGAGAUGGCAGAAAAAGGGGACGGACCGGCGAUGUGGAUGGCGGGCAGCACGGAGAGAAUAAGCGGCCGAGGAGGGGAGGCGGGGAGCGCAGUGGGAGGGAGCACCAGGGCACGUAG
Aplosporella prunicola CBS 121167 is the source of this 7542-nucleotide messenger RNA. RefSeq lists its product as uncharacterized. Gene Ontology annotation, cellular component: THO complex part of transcription export complex. The transcript is spliced from 3 exons. Gene Ontology annotation, biological process: mRNA export from nucleus; mRNA processing. Gene Ontology annotation, molecular function: mRNA binding. The coding region runs from base 1 to 7542 and encodes 2513 amino acids. The record is from RefSeq and is a predicted model, not a curated record. Lineage: Eukaryota; Fungi; Ascomycota; Dothideomycetes; Botryosphaeriales; Aplosporellaceae.